AUGCCGCCCGCGUCGACCUGCGUGGCGCUGCACGCGGCGCUGUUGCGGCGCGCGGGCUACAUGCGCGCGCGCACCGCCUCGCGCGCGCACGCUGCCUACCGCGCGCUCGUGCUGGCGCUCACCGCCACCUACCUACUGCAGGAGUGCGCGCACGCGGCACGCGCGCUGCGCGACAUGCGCGCGCUGGCGCGCGUCAUGUUCCUGCUGCUGUGCCACGUCACCGCCAUCGCCAAGCAGCUCGUGUUCCUGGCAGACGCCGACCGCAUCGACGCCAUGGUGCAUAGCUUCGACGGCGCGGCGCGUGCGGGGCGCGCGGCGGCGCUGGAGCGAGGCGUGGCGCGCGGCGCGCGACGCUUGCUGGUGGUGUACGCGGGCACCGCCGUGCUGACGUGCACGCUGUGGCUGCUGUUCCCCGUGCUGCGGCGCGCGCGCGGCCUGCCCGACGACUUCCCCUUCUGGACCGGCGUCGGCACCGAGCCGCUGCCCGCGUUCGCGGCGGUGCUGCUGUACUCGUUCGGCGCGACGACGCUGGUGGCCAUCGCCAACACCACGAUGGACGCGUUCCUGGCCACCGUGCUCGCGCAGUGCAAGGCGCAGCUCACUAUACUCAGAAUGGAUCUGCAAUCGCUCCCCGAGCGCGCCGCGAGCCUGCGCGCCGCCAGCCUGCGCGCGGCGCCGGGCGCGAGCACGGAGGCCGUGCUGAUGAGGCUGUUCGUGGAGUGCUAUCAUCAGUACCGCAAGGUCACCGAAACUGUGGCUCUGUUACAAGACGUGUUCGGGACAGCGCUGCUGAUGCAGUUCGGCAUCGGAGGCUGGAUCCUGUGCAUGGCGGCCUACCAGCUCGUGAGCCUCGCAGUGCUGAGCAUCGAGUUCGCGUCCAUGCUGCUCUUCAUCGUCUGCAUCCUCACCGAGCUGUUCCUGUACUGCUACUACGGGAACGACCUCACGGCGGAGAGCGACCGCAUCGUGUUCGCGGUGUACGCCAUGUCGUGGGAGCGCACUCCGCUGCGCUUCCGCCGCUGCCUGCUGCUGCUGAUGGAACGCGCGCGCCGCCCGCUGCGCCCCGUCGCCGGCCGCGUCGUGCCGCUCUCUCUCGACACCUUCGUAAAGGUACGCCGCGCCGCGCCGCGCCGCACCGCGCAGAGCGACCGCAUCGUGUUCGCGGUGUACGCCAUGUCGUGGGAGCGCACUCCGCUGCGCUUCCGCCGCUGCCUUGCUGCUGCUGAUGGAACGCGCGCGCCGCCGCUGCGCCCCGUCGCCGGCCGCGUCGUGCCGCUCUCUCUCGACACCUUCGUAAAGGUACGCCGCGCCGCGCCGCGCCGCACCGCGCAGAGCGACCGCAUCGUGUUCGCGGUGUACGCCAUGUCGUGGGAGCGCACUCCGCUGCGCUUCCGCCGCUGCCUGCUGCUGCUGAUGGAACGCGGCGCGCCGCCCGCUGCGCCCCGUCGCCGGGUACGCCGCGCCGCGCCGCGCCGCACCGCGCAGAGCGACCGCAUCGUGUUCGCGGUGUACGCCAUGUCGUGGGAGCGCACUCCGCUGCGCUUCCGCCGCUGCCUGCUGCUGCUGAUGGAACGCGCGCGCCGCCCGCUGCGCCCCGUCGCCGGCCGCGUCGUGCCGCUCUCUCUCGACACCUUCGUAAAGGUACGCCGCGCCGCGCCGCGCCGCACCGCGCAGAGCGACCGCAUCGUGUUCGCGGUGUACGCCAUGUCGUGGGAGCGCACUCCGCUGCGCUUCCGCCGCUGCCUGCUGCUGCUGAUGGAACGCGCGCGCCGCCCGCUGCGCCCCGUCGCCGGCCGCGUCGUGCCGCUCUCUCUCGACACCUUCGUAAAGGUACGCCGCGCCGCGCCGCGCCGCACCGCGCAGAGCGACCGCAUCGUGUUCGCGGUGUACGCCAUGUCGUGGGAGCGCACUCCGCUGCGCUUCCGCCGCUGCCUGCUGCUGCUGAUGGAAUGCGCGCGCCGCCCGCUGCGCCCCGUCGCCGGCCGCGUCGUGCCGCUCUCUCUCGACACCUUCGUAAAGGUACGCCGCGCCACGCCCUGCUGCGCCGCGCCGCGCCGCGCAGAGCGACCGCAUCGUGUUCGCGGUGUACGCCAUGUCGUGGGAGCGCACUCCGCUGCGCUUCCGCCGCUGCCUGCUGCUGCUGAUGGAAUGCGCGCGCCGCCCGCUGCGCCCCGUCGCCGGCCGCGUCGUGCCGCUCUCUCUCGACACCUUCGUAAAGGUACGCCGCGCCACGCCCUGCUGCGCCGCGCCGCGCCGCGCAGAGCGACCGCAUCGUGUUCGCGGU
This is a messenger RNA of Maniola jurtina (meadow brown), 2284 nucleotides long. RefSeq lists its product as uncharacterized. Gene Ontology annotation, biological process: sensory perception of smell; detection of chemical stimulus involved in sensory perception of smell. The record is from RefSeq and is a predicted model, not a curated record. Gene Ontology annotation, molecular function: olfactory receptor activity; odorant binding. Lineage: Eukaryota; Metazoa; Arthropoda; Insecta; Lepidoptera; Nymphalidae. The annotation marks the transcript as partial. Gene Ontology annotation, cellular component: plasma membrane. The transcript has 7 exons.